Molecule: messenger RNA, 1533 nt
Organism: Cherax quadricarinatus
Lineage: Eukaryota; Metazoa; Arthropoda; Malacostraca; Decapoda; Parastacidae
Product: perlucin
Source: RefSeq, a predicted model, not a curated record
CUUUCCAGCCUCACUCUUCUACCUGUAGCCGAGAGCCACAAGUAUUAAUCUUACACCAGUGAGAGCUGCAAUCAUCCCCCUUCCACAAAACUGAGAGCUGCAACCGUACGUCUCUCAAACAACUGAGAGCUGCAACCGUACGUCUCUCAAACAACUGAGAGCUGCAAGACACUCGCACGCAACUGGGAGUUGCACGCGUCCCUCUGCCAUACAAGUGAGGACUACAGGUGUCCCUCCCCCACACAUCUGAAAACUAUUAGUAAUACUCUCUGACAAAACUAAGAGGUGCAAGGUGUAUGUCGAGGCACCAUCUAGUAUGGGAAUCACCAAUACCGUCACUAUGUACGUGUUUCUUCUGUUCGCCAUGGCGGUCGCUAAACCUACACUGAAAACGUCGACUCAGCAGGAGUUAGAAUCUGCUGUGAUCUUGUCACAGUUAGCGUUGUCGCACCAAGCUGAGGUCUUUGUGGAACUACUCAAUGCCACACAACACCACCUCUCUUCGUUCUAUCAAGGUGGGUACUGCCCUUACCCUUACACCAAGGUGCUGGAUGAGUGCUUCUACCUGAGUGCAUACGAACUGAACUGGAGUGAGGCACGUCUGACCUGCCAGGGAAUGACUGGAGAUUUGGCUACUCCUAGACACCUCUAUGCUCUCAAGGCAUUCAUUAUAGAAAAAACAGGGAAAGAAGAGCCUCCUUUAGAAGUGUUCGUUGGCGCUAAGUAUUUCCAUGAGGAGGGUGAAUGGAGGUGGCUGGACGGCCGUACUAUGGACUCCAGUAACUGGUCCCCAGGAGAACCCAACAACAAUGGUGGUAAAGAACACUGUGUCGACAUGUGGAUGAAAAAACACCCGAUGAUGAACGACCGUAGCUGCUCAUCACAGCGGCGAUUUGUUUGCCAGUAUCAACUUCCACACUGACACUAACAGACAAGUGGCGGCCACAGGGCUGUGGGUAAAUGAUUAGUCCGCCGCUCUUGCUUUUUCUGUGUUAUUGAUUACUAUAUAAUUCCUAAAUGAUCGAAUAUUUAUGCAAAAUAAUAAUCAUGUGCAAUGUUAACAGUAUUCGAGUGAUCCACAAUGAAUCACUUUGCAGUUAAAUAAUGAAUAUCACUCCUACUAUUGGGAACGGAAAGCAUCAAUAAACAGAAAUUAAGAAAUGGUUGUAGUACAAAUUUUAAGACUUAAAGUUUAGUCAAAACUCAGACAAAUGUGUGGAGAGUAUUGAAAUAAACACUUCAUGUCUUUCUCGCUAAGUAUCGAGUUACCUGCAGAAUGAGACAUAACCUUUAAUUGUUUCAUAUUGGAAUCAUUUAGUCAAGUUGCACUUCAUUUAAUAAAAUUGAGUAUGUAAAUAUGUCUUGCGUGUGGAACAACGCUCUCAGUACUUAACAAACAACAAAUAUAGGUUGAUACUUUUCACUGAAACUUGAUCUUUAUGUCUGAUCAGUUGAGCUCGAAGUCAUGCAUUGCUACAUUUCUUGCUAACUUAUGCUGAUUGUGAGCUUUAAUAAAUAAAAUUAUAAAAGAAA